Messenger RNA from Aspergillus puulaauensis, 1533 nucleotides. RefSeq lists its product as uncharacterized. NCBI's taxonomy places the organism in Eukaryota, Fungi, Ascomycota, Eurotiomycetes, Eurotiales, Aspergillaceae. The record is from RefSeq and is a predicted model, not a curated record. The transcript has a single exon. Gene Ontology annotation, cellular component: membrane. Gene Ontology annotation, biological process: transmembrane transport; carbohydrate transport. Gene Ontology annotation, molecular function: carbohydrate:proton symporter activity. The coding region runs from base 1 to 1533 and encodes 510 amino acids.
AUGCCCGCAAUGCAGGGUAGAUCUAUCACUUGCGGCAUCACCGUCGCCUGCGGCUCUGGGUUCUUCCUCUUUGGCUACGACCAGGGCGUGUUUGGCGGCAUCCUCAACGACAAGAGCUUCCUCAAGACCUUCAAUAACCCUGACUCCACCAUCCAGGCCCAGAUCACCUCCACUUACUACCUGGGCGCUAUAUUCGGGGCCAUAUUCUCACGCUUUAUCGGGGACAGAAUCGGGCGCCGCAAGGCCAUUAUGCUGGGAUCUACGUUUCUCACCAUAGGAGGAGCCUUACAGGCCUCUGCAAGUACACUGGCCCAUAUGAUCAUCGGCCGCAUCGUGGGAGGUAUCGGCACCGGUCUGAACACAACUGCAAUCCCGAUGUGGCAGGUUGAGACGUGCAAGCAGGAUCACCGGGGCAGGCUGGUCGUGAUGGAGUUGAUACUCAAUAUAACCGGCAUUGCGGUGACAAGUUGGAUGAACUACGGAUUCACAUUUCUACCGAAUAACUCGGUCUCGUGGCGGUUUCCUCUCGCGUUUCAAUCAUUCUGGGCCAUUGUUACCUUCUGUCUGGUUAUCAUCAUGCCCGAGUCCCCUCGCUGGCUCGUAUUGCGAGGUCGACACGAGGAGGCUCAGGAUGUCCUCGCCCGGAUGAUGUCCACCGACUUUAACGACCCGGCAAUCCUCAACGCCAUGCGCGUACUCAUAGCCACAGUGACCCACGAACGCGAGACAGAAACAAGCGCCAUGGCCGACCUCCUCCGCAAAGACCGCACGCAGACCCUACGCCGAGUCUGUCUCGGCGCCGGCCUAGGUCUCAUGCAGCAGCUGUGCGGCGUCAAUAUCAUCGCAAACUACUUACCCAUUGUGCUAACCAGGUCCGUCGGACUAUCCGACCGUCUCGCCCUGAUUCUAUCCGCAGUCUAUUCCCACGCGCUUACCCUCUGGGCCGCGGCAUCCAUGCUCGCCAUCGACUCGCUCGGCCGAAAGGCGCUCCUCCUCGUAGGCGCUCUCGGGCAAGGCGUGGCCUUCUUCCUAAUCGCCGCCGGCGUCAAACUCGGUACCUACAACAUGUCCAUCUUCGCCGUGGUAUUCAUCUUCGUAUACAACUUCUUCUUCGGGAUCUCGUUCCUAUCCAUCCCGUGGCUGUACCCCGCCGAGAUCAACUCGCAGGCGAUGCGCAAUUUCGGCACGUCGGUGUCGACGGCUGUGAACUGGACGUUUGUGUAUGUGGUUGUGCUGAUUACGCCGCUUGGGAUUGAGAAUCUGGGGUGGCGGUUCUAUCUUAUGUUUGGGGUGUUUAAUGUUGCGUUCUUGCCGGUGCUUUGGUAUUUCUAUGUCGAAACUGCAGGGUUGGCGUUGGAGCAGAUUGACCGCGUGUUUGAAAUUCAGUUUGAGAAUUGGAGAGAUAUGAGUCUGACAGCAGCCCGGAAACAGGUUCUCUUGGAGGUUGAGGUGGCAGGGACUGAUGAGAAGGGGGUUGUGUCUACAUUGCUGAAAGAGGAUACGGAGCAUCUGGAGGAUGUAGACAGGAUUUAA